UUUAUGUGAACAAAAACGUUAGUACCUCCAUACAUACAUAUAUGUAUUCUUAUUCACAUAUAUAUAAUAUAUUACAUUAUAUGAGCGGUGUCUUCAAGCAAUAGUGUCGUUACAUUGAUAAACUUAUAUAUAAUUACUCCCUGUAUAGUUGAAAUAACGAUUGUAGAGCGCAGCACGUGUUUUCUCCAAUAUUCUGGUAAUUUUUUUUUAACGCACGUUGCAUAUUUUAGCGAGUAAAUUGGAAACGUGUAUGAUAAAAUUAAUAAAAUAAUUGAAGAAAGAAGAUAUAUCAUCAGCAGAUUGUUAGGAGUUAAUUCGUAGCGGCGGAUACCUCGUGUUUUUGUCUCUACGAAUAAAUCCAACAUGGCGACCAAAGUGGCUAGCAGCACUCAGGGUAGCAACGACGCUCACGAGGGCCCCGGUGUUUCUUAUGCCAGCGUGGUUAACCCAAAGAGUGCCGGCGAGUCGCUUCAGCAAACUCCAACUGCUAAUAAAGAGUGUAAUAAAGAAAAUAUUGAUCAAUUACACUCUGCUAAAGAACGUGUCCCUUUACAGAGCCAGCAGCCUAAUAAUAAUAAUAAUAAUAAUAGUAAUCAUAAUCAUAAUAAUAAUAAUAAUGUACAGAGAGGAGGAAGAAGUAGUCACAAAAAUAAUGGCAAGAGAUUUAAUUCGUAUUACGGGUCUAAAUAUGAAAGAAGAUAUGGAUAUGAUGAAAGAGAAGGUAAAGGAAGGUCUGAAAAUUAUCAAGAUAAAAAAGACCUGAGCCAGCAGCGCAAUAGAGUCAAUCAGUCUCAGGAUAGAUUGGCUAGCGCUGAUGGAGCCAGCGAUGGUGAUUUUCAAACAGUCGCUCCUAAGUCGGCGAGGAGGAAGGAAAAAUUCCAGGAGAAGUUUAGGGACCAUCAUCACUUACAAAGGGAGAGACACAAGCCUGAGCGGAGCGGCAAUCCUAGAAACAGGAGCGCUGGGAGUAAAGAGAGGGUGCAUAAGGAGAAAGAACGCACUGGGGAACAUACUGCGGUGAAGGAGGCCAAGGAGGUUAAGGAGGAUAAAGAGGAGGUUGAGAAUAGUGAGGCCCAGCCGGUUAAGUAUGUUGCUGCGCCGCUGCCUGCUGUUAAUCCCUGGACCAAGAGUUCUUUAGCUGCUCCGCCGGCUGUUUCUGGUCCCGCUAAUCCUGUUAAUACGCCAGUUAGUCUUCCGGUUCAGAGGGAGCAGACUCCUGUGCUGGUGCAGAGGGAAAAGAGGGUCCUGCAGCCGCAGCAGCAGGGAAAAAUAGAAAAUGCGAGUAUUCAGCCGACAAUUGUCAAAGCGCCGAGAGACAGAAGAAAAUUCAAUCAGAAGGCGAGUGAUUUUACGGAUAUUGGCGAUUGGCCGUCGCUGGGAGCUCAAGGCGAAAAGAAGGCACCAAUACCGGUCUCCAAGCAGAAUGGCGGCCUCGUGAAGCCGCAACCUCCUCAGCAGCAAGUUACCCAGCCAAGGAGCGAUUCUAAAGCACGUGGAUCUGUCAGUGAGGAAAAGGGAAAAGAAAAUAAAAUGGCUAAUCAUUAUCAAGAAGAUAGCGAUGAACAUUUUGAAGCUGACAAAAAUAGGAAGAAAGUGAGUAAACACAAAUGGGUGCCAUUAGAAAUUGAUAUUGCGAAAAACAGAGGAAAAAGAGAACGUUCACCAAAACAUCAAAGGGAAAACAGUCAUAGAGAAAGCAAUCAUAGUCAUAGAGAAAAAAAUGGCGAAUUUAAUGAAGAGAGUCACAGAGAAAGAGAUUACGAGAGAUCCAGUCACCACGGGUACAGAAGUGCACGCGGUGGAUCUAGAAGUUACCGAGGACGAGGCAGAGGUCGUCACAGUGGACGAGGAGGUUACAAACACAGAAGUGAUAUUGAAUAUCCGGAAUAUCCUGUUGAACGUACACAGCUGAACAAAGUUGCUCACGCCGAUCCGUCAUAUAUGAUGCCUUAUAUGGGAACAUUUUAUUUCAAUAACACUAAUUACGUAAACUUAGAUACUACAACUCUUAAAGAAUAUAUUAGAAAACAAAUAGAGUACUAUUUUAGCGAAGAAAAUCUUAUGAGAGAUUUCUUCAUGCGUCGUAAAAUGGAUGAAGAGGGUUUCCUGCCGAUCCAUUUGAUCGCGACUUUCAACAGAGUUCAAGCGCUCACUACCGAUGUUACUUUGGUGAUCGCGUCAAUCGUCGAGUCGACUAAACUCGAGAUGAUCGAUUUCAUAAAGGUGCGAACUGUCAAUAAUCCAUUAAGGUGGCCGAUUGCGUGGCAUAAGCAAGACUCAGACGAGUAUCUAGAGUCAGACGGCGGUCAUCUUAUGAUUGCACAACCAGAUAUGUGUUCACUAAUUACGCCUCUUGCGCCAGAAUUUUGUCCAGCAGCCACACCUCUUUCUAUAAUCCCAACACCGCCAAUGCCUCGUGUUAUUCAGCCGGUACCGAGACUGAGCGAGUCUGAAAGUAUCUCAUCGUCGUCUGGUGAAACUUUGAACCCCUGUGUACCGGAAUUUGUACCAAUCAUAGCAGUAGAGAAUAACAAAGCUAUGGUUAACAAUUUAUCUGAGAGCGCACAAGCAGAUUCUGUUGAGACAGAGACCGAGACUAAGUUACUGCUGAAUGAAAAUGACACACAGACACCUCAGGUCAACGGGGAUGUUGAAUCUUCGGACAAUGAUGUUUGGAAAGAAGUUAAAAGAAGAGUCAAGCAGCCGCCUAAAGAUAAGCUCGCUGAGAAAAAUGUUAAAGAUCACAAGGAAGAAGAGCGAGAAGAGUUGGAUUUUCAAUUUGAUGAAGAAUUAGAUACUCCUCCGCCUACCGGUCGACAUAAUGCAUUUUCUGAAUUGUCGGAAGAUGAUGAAGAUUAUGAACUUUCUGAUCGAGACAUAAAUAAAUUGCUGAUUGUAACACAAACAGCAAAUAUACCAUCUAGACUUCCAAAACACGACGGUCAUGAUCGUACCGGUGACUGGACGACACGCGUCAAGAUGAGCCAAGAUUUAGAGCAAACUAUUAACGACGGAUUGUAUUAUUAUGAAGAAGAUUUAUGGACUGAGGAUGGACAAAGAUACGGAUCUUCGUCAUCUAUUGGGAGUUAUAAGACAGUAAACCUGGUGAGUCAAGAAGCAUUUGAAAAAAUGGCACCGAAAGCUCCGCGCAAAGCCAACCCCGAAGUGCCACCACCUCCACCUCCACUAUUUGCCUCAGACCAAGACUUGUCUCGGUCACUGCCUAAUCAGUUGUCGAAUUUGGAUGACAAACGAGAUCGCAGAGGUCGUAGAACUGAAAGAUUCCGUGGGUCAAGUCGUGGUAGACGUGGUACUGCUCACAGAUUUUACGCUGUUGUUAAAGAUGAAACUCCAAUUGAUCCUAGAACUCCACGGAAACGUAAAACACGCCAUAGUAAUAAUCCACCUGUUGAACAUCAUGUUGGAUGGAUUAUGGAUGUUAGAGAGCAUCGACCUAGAACUUAUUCUACUGGAAGUAGUACCGGUACAAGUCCAAAUGAAGGUUUUCUUGCUAGUAGUUGUGGAAGCCAACCUUCAUCAUUGCCAGCCUUCCAACAUCCAAGUCAUUCAAUGCUUAAAGACAAUGGUUUUACCCAACAAGUUUACCAUAAAUACCAUUCACGGUGUUUAAAAGAGCGAUCAAAAUUAGGAAUUGGUCAGUCUCAAGAGAUGAACACACUUUUCCGCUUCUGGUCAUUCUUUUUGCGUGAAAAUUUCAACCGUAAAAUGUACGAAGAGUUCAGAAGUAUCGCCAAGGAAGACGCAGUCGAGGGCUAUCGUUAUGGCCUCGAAUGCUUGUUCCGAUUCUACAGCUACGGUCUUGAGAAAAAAUUCCGACCACAUCUUUACAAAGAUUUCCAGACUGAAACUAUGGCUGAUUAUGAAAAUGGUCAAUUAUAUGGAUUAGAAAAAUUCUGGGCAUUUAUGAAGUACUACAAGCACGCUAAAGAAUUAUGCGUAGAGCCAAAAUUACAAGAAUAUUUAUCAAACUUUAAGAGCAUCGAAGACUUCCGCGUUGUUGAAGUAGGCGCAGAUUGAUCGUAAUCUAAAAACUACUGACGUUUCAGAAUCAUUGUUUUUUUUUUUUUAUACCAUCUUUUACUUGUUAUUUACAACUAUAUAUAUAUUUUUUUUUAAUUAUUUUUCUUGCUCUUUAAUAUCUUUAGCUGCCGCGAAAAAAAAGGAUUGUAAUUAAAAAAAAAGGACGUAAUUUAGUAAUUAAAAAUGUAGAUUUUAACAAGUGAAAAUAUUUCUUGAAUUUUAUAAUUUGACAGUUUAAAAUUGCUAAUUGCCUUAAUAAUUAAUUAAUGGCCUCAAAGAGUGACAUCACACCAUCGAUAAUUAUUUUAUAAUAUUAUUUCUAUUCUGUCAAGUGAUUUCUUACAAAACGAAAAUCGUAGGGUAAGUGGCUGUGCAUAUAAAUGUUUUUAAUAAAUUGUAAUUAAAAAAAAAAAAACUCAAUUAACUACACUUACAUGAUUUUAAAUCUUAAAAAAUAAAUACAGCAUAAAUGCUUGAUAAUUAUUAAACGAUUGUAUAAAAAAUAAUAAUUAAAUUCAGAUAAAUAAUGUCUACCUACAAUGAUAUAUGAAUACAUUUAUAGUUUAUUUUAUUACAAAGA
Molecule: messenger RNA, 4621 nt
Organism: Cotesia glomerata
Lineage: Eukaryota; Metazoa; Arthropoda; Insecta; Hymenoptera; Braconidae
Gene: larp
Product: la-related protein 1
Exons: 15
Coding region: 364-4038 (1224 amino acids)
Biological process (GO): mRNA stabilization; positive regulation of translation
Cellular component (GO): cytoplasmic stress granule; cytosol
Molecular function (GO): RNA cap binding
Source: RefSeq, a predicted model, not a curated record